Messenger RNA from Acanthaster planci (crown-of-thorns starfish), 6601 nucleotides. RefSeq lists its product as uncharacterized. The record is from RefSeq and is a predicted model, not a curated record. Gene Ontology annotation, molecular function: telomeric repeat DNA binding. Gene Ontology annotation, biological process: telomere capping; regulation of telomere maintenance via telomere lengthening. Gene Ontology annotation, cellular component: shelterin complex. Lineage: Eukaryota; Metazoa; Echinodermata; Asteroidea; Valvatida; Acanthasteridae.
AUGGCAGAUGCCAUAUCAUUUUUUUCUCAUAUGUUUACAAAAUAGUACAGGUCUCAAAUUUGUACAGUGAACAACGCAGGACAUGAAUGCGAUUCGUGAAGUUUUCACAGAAACCUGAUGCGCAUUGUUUAAAGGUCGGGCUUUCGUCUUUGUCUCGUAGGCAUCGAUUUUGAAGUGGACAAGGAAACGUUUGCCGGUCUUGGUAGGCCCCCUUGGCCUUCUUUCCGUACCUUAAACAUGUACAAUAUGGCUGGAUACAGAGGUAGCAAGGGGAGUUUGGAGAGAGAUCGCAAAGCUGUAGAGGAGUUGAUCCUAGACUAUGCUUGCAAGAACUACAUGGAUGAUGUCAUCUCAGCCAUAGUUGACCAUCGAGGGCAAUCAGCCUUCCAGGUGCUCAGCGUCCCUCACCAUCGCCUUGUUGCGGGGACCGUCUUUUCCAUUGUCCAGCGUGAAGACAUAGUGGACUUCGACACCGCCUUGCAUCUCCUGGACAUGAUCAAUGAGGCCGUCCCUGAUCUUGUGACUGUCAAGCAGUACAUCAAACUGACCACUGGUCUUAAGACCAAGGUGCUGCUGAACAAACUGUCCCAGAAGAAGUUUGACUAUGCCGAUGUUUGUGCCCUUCUCAACAAGUACUUUCCCAAAGCUGAACUGAAGACAUCUGGAGUGAGUAAACAGGAGUACCAAAUGAACACUUACCAGCUGCGCCAUCGUCACCUGAUUAUGAGGUUGAUGCUGAGUGCAUCAGAGAGAGAAGCAUACUUUUGCAGUGAGAUGGACGUAGAGCUCAGCUCAAUGUCUAUGACAGCUAUUCAGCAGUUGCUGCGAUUUUAUGUUGAUAAACUCAACCAGAGACUGAGCGUUCCUGUGAUAGAGCAGAUUGUCUCUGAAGGUCCUCACUCUCAGAUCUCCCGGGAUGUUGCCGAUUCCCGGUCCAACUGCAUGGAAAAGCUGCUGUCGGUGAGCUUCCGAGGACCUCCGUCUGAAGCAGAGCUGUUGGCCAUCCUCAGGGAAUCCUGGGAAGAGGAAGGAACGGCAGAGAGUGAGAACAAGACGGAGACAGAAGACAGCAUGGAAGAUGAUGAUGAUGAUGAUGAGUUAGUGAGUGCUACAGAUAUAUUUGACCUUCCUGUGCUAUCCAGUGAAACAUCAGACAGCCAGACUGGACUGUUGGAUUCUCCAAAACCUUCCUCCAUUCCCCAAAACCCAAGGGCCAAUGCUGCACUCGCGGAUCCUUCCAACGGUAGUUCCAGCAAUGAACCAGUCCAAUUUACCACAGAGCCUCAUAAGAAUGAGACUGCUAAGCCCUCCGCGCAUCUUCUUGGAGUCCACCGUUCAUCUUCCCUCUUCCAGUCAUCAGACCCUAUUUGGGAUGCCACGUACCAAGUUUGCAGUGAAAUUAGGAGAGACGAACCAUCAGGAACAUAUUUAGACGCUGCUGUCUUAGAACCAGCUCACCCUCCAAGGCUUGAAGUUGUGGACCAACAACAGGCGAGGUUGGGUCUUGCAACUCCGGUUACGACUGAAAUAAUCGAGGUCCUUGCAAAGACACCCAUAAUGCUGAAAACGGAUCCCGGAUCAGAUGUCUUGGAACCGAAUUGCAUGCGAUCAACAGACUCAAUUGUCUUGAGUAAUCCGCUUUCUUUUUCUGUUGAAGCAUCUCCUCAGCAAAGCCGUCCAGCUGUCAGGCCAUUCCAGAAGCAGUUAUCUAAGCCCCUGAGCUCUUCUGUCUCACUGCCGGUCAGCAAAAGCCGAAUUUACCUAAGUAAGAAUGGGCUUCCAAGCCGGUCUCGGCUGAAACGGGUCCAGUACAUGGCUGCCGACAGCUGGUCUUGCAUCGGCCUCACCCAGGGUCAAUCACCCAGCAAUCACGCAAUCGCUGAUUCCAUCAAAAAAUACAAAGCUCAGGUAAACAGAAAUGGAAUAUGUGCGCCUAGCAGCCAAGAAGUCAGCGAAUCGCAGGCCAGCCGAAGCAGUGAUGGCUCACAGAGCUCCAGUGAAAAGUCCAGCACCAGCGUGUCAUUGUUUGCUGGGUUGCAGGGGUUCAACCACACCCUCAAACGCCGGCGAUCCUGCUCACCAAUGACAACCUUCAUACAGGAUGAUAUACUAGACCUGACUUUGUCCCAUCCAUUUCAAGACACCAUAAUUUCUGAAAUUGAUGUGUUUCCAAUCACAGUACUGAAAAAUGGAACACAUUACAGAGACAAUGGAACAACAAGCACCAACAACAGUGAGCUGUCUGGGACCAUGGACACUCUGGCAUCCACCGAGGCUGUGGGUGGUGCUGCAGCAUCGCAGCAUGCUGAGCAGGAUAACACUGUCAGCAGUAGCAAUGACAAUACCCUGAGCCCGGACUGCGGCAGCGGUGAUCAGUCAGAGACAGCAGAGGUCAGAGUUGAGGUCAGGGAUGAGGAAGAAGCGUUGGAGACAGAAGAGGGGUCACAUAGUGACAGUGGGGACAGUGAGUGCAUGGAACCUGAAACCGGGACAGGUGAUCUGUCAACAAGCUCUUGCCCUCGAGCAGGAGAUCAAUCCCCAAAGAUUCCAUGUCCAAAGAUGGCCAUUGUUAAGCUGAAAAGAUUGAGUCAAGACAGCAAAGUCCGAAGAUACUUGGAAAGUUCUUCAUUGAGCGAAGCAAGCAUGUCAGUGGAUGAAAAGAGCCAGUCAUCAGACAGUGAGGACUCAUUGGUACCAGACUCCGAGGAUGAGGAUUCCACAUCCACAUCGGAGAGUAGCAGUCUGCCAUGCAUUGAGUUGCGUCCAGAUUCUGAGUGCCAACUCGUCCGACGCAUCCCGACACUGGAGCAGUAUCUACCGAGAUUGCCGUCUUCAACGGGGACGGCUGACAAAGGCAAGGAUGACAGAAUGAAAGAAUGCACCGUGCGACUACGAAAACUAGAGCCCGUUGAAAUAGACGCUCUGACCCAAGGGAAAUGCAACAUCAGGCCAUGAGGUGAAUCAGUUGUUGAUGGGAAAUAGCCAGAAGACUGUUUGGUAGGUGUAUUAACAACAGACGGUGCAGUUUGAAGUUUUGAAGGUUUAUCAUCCAAGUCAUGCUGAAAGUCAGCCAGUGUUUUGUGUAAUUUUACAACCAGGCUUAGAGGCCAUUACUGUGGUGGCAUAACGCUCAUUGGCAGCUCGUGGAAGUGAGCUUUCCAUGAGCUGUGUGAUUCAAUGAGGAAUGUGUGUGUGUGAGUGCGGUGCAACUGCAGUUGUAGCAUCUAAUCAGAUUAGUCAAUUAAAAGGAGAAGUAUUGUGUGAGACUGACUUUCUAGACGGAAGCAACACUGGAAAUGCAGUACUUGGGAUUGUAUGACACUGCCUUGUGAACAAAGCCAGUUUUUAUGAGUUGAUUUCCAUUAAGAUCCAAUAUCAUUAAUUUUUAGUAGAUUUUACUUGCAUAGUCAUGCGUUGUGCCAAACCGGAAGCAUUUCUACUGACUACUUCAGAGGUCCUGCUAUUGUUUACCGCAUACCCCUUUCCUAUCAUUUCUUUUUUAAAGCAUUGCUAUUUUAGCAAUCCCUGCUGUUUAGCCCUUCCUUGCUCUUGACGGGGUACCGUCCUCUCCCUACCCAUGGCAAUAUGCAGGCAGUACUGUUUAUUUCAAGUUGUUUUACCUUUCAGUAAACCGAGAGAAAAUGGCAAACAUGUCUGUGUGCCUGAGCAUGAUAUUAUCAGGCUGUGAUUUGUGCCUUUUUAGCUUCUUUGAAGGUCUGAUAUAAGUUCAAGACAUUUUCAUCCAAAUGAAAUCAUAUGCUCACAGAGAAAAUAUGUGAUUUCAGAACCACUAAGAAACACUGACAUGAAAUUGUAAACACAGCAAGCAUGUUAAUGUUGCAAGUUCAAGUUACAUGAAGUUAUGUCUGUCAGCGUUUGCCCGCCAUUCCUGUUUCAUUCAGACUCGUCAUGUGCCUUGAUUUACAGUAUGCAGUUGAAUGUCAACUGGUGCAACUGAGUGGUUACAACAGGGAAGCUGCUUGGUAAUUAUGUUUUUAGCCGUCUGACGAUAAGACCGAUUGAAGAGGCAGUAAAUGAAGACAUUGAAGGCACUGUUGCAUAUCAAGAGCCAGAAGCUUAUGUACUGGAGCCAGGUUGGAAUCUCUGCUCCGUUGUGUAACUAUCAACCAUUCUCAUGAGCAGAACCGGCGUAAAACAGCUGGUGAAAGUCAAGGUGACAACUGGAAAUGUUUUCAGAGCUUUAUUGUUGCAGUAAUUGUUGACAUUACCGGGUCGAUGAUUGUUUAUCUGUCGGCGUUGAUGCUGUCCGCUGAUUUUGAUAAUGCGGUAGUAAAGAGUACACAUGAGGAACACUGGUACAAUGAGCAACAACAGGAGAGCUAAGGUAUUCCUUAUAGCCGAUGUAAAAGCAAAGGGCCAGGGCAGGUAAAUAUCUACAUGGGGUAUCGAGAAGGAGUGAUGCAACAAUGCCCAAUGUUGAGAAGGCCGUUGAUGUUACAGUAAUCAGGAUGAUAACACGAUGCCGAGUACACCACAAGGGAAAGUGGUACUGUCGAGUGACAGCAAUGCACCGCUCAAUAUUUAAAAACAAGUGACCUUGUCGACAUGCACAAAAUGGUUAAUAACAGGCCUGAGACAAUCUGGCAUAGGAGAUCGGUCAUGCACUGGGCCAUUGGUCCAGUGCUGAGGAACUGGGGAAGAAGGCCAUCUUUAUGAACCCAAGCAAGAGGUUGUAGACAGUGAGUGAUGACAUCAGGAUCUUGGUGCUGUCUGCAAUGUCUGGCACUUGAUGGGUGACCACUGUGGAGAGAAUGUUUCCGGUAAUGAUCAGUAGUCUGCUACAAGCAAUGAAGCAGGUGCAGAGAGCUGUGAAGACUGUUGAUAGAUUAGAAGAUUAGAGAGUUGAAGACUUGCUAGGCAGGGCUGUAGAAAUGUUCACGAUGAACCCUAGAAUUGUCGCAUUUAGUAAUAAAGUCACAAACAUUGUUCCACAACCAAUCAAUCAACCAGUAGGUUUUUUUUUAGAGUAUUCGCAAACUAAACUUGGAUAAAGCUGUUGCUCUUGAAAUAAUUCAGUUUAUAUUAUUUCUUUGAAAGGCCAUCCACUCUAUCGUUGAUGAUGCUAUGCUAUUCCUGUCGGAGUUUCAUGUUGCAGAGGAACCAGUCCCUUUCGCCUGCACAAUUCCUCCAGUCAGUGACACAAGUUUGCAACUUGGAAGUGGCUUUGAUCAUGGUCACUCAGUUGCAAAUGCUACGUUGAUAAAAAUCUGUGACAGGAGUGCUGCAUGAGUGAUUGGCCUGCAGUCAUUCACAGGAAGUUGUAUCCCUGCUAACUAAUAGUGUCAACAGAGCAUGUGUUUCUACGUGACAGUAAUUGAGGCAAUAAAUCAAAGUCCUGGAGAUAGAGUCAGUCUCAUUUUACCUCAUUAUGUGUACAUCACCAGUAAACGAAGGCGGCAGUACUGGAGAGCUAAAGAAAGGUCUAUUUUACAGAAGCUUUUUAAUAGAGUCGAGCAAGGCAGUGGCUAAAGAGAGUAAUACAAGUACAUGUACUUUCAAGCUAAAUUCCUGGAAGACAGCUACAUGUAGGAGAUAUCCCGUCUUCAAAGUUGCUCAUUUAGGUUUGACAGUUUUGCUUGUUUGCCAGCGGCUUUCCAAUAUCCCCUCUGUUGUUGGCUCAUAACAUGAAUGAUAGACAUUCUAGGAAAAGUCUCUUCAAAUAAUAACUUGAGACUGGCGGAGCAUCUUCCGAACUGGUAGAGCUGUGUACACAGUUGCGACAUGAGUGUCACCAUUGUUGGAAACAAACUGGCAGAUGUACAUGCCAGUGCACAUGGACAAUUAGUACAUGUACAUUAUACGAUGGCUUCACGCUCUAAUAUACAUGUACACAUCGUGAACAGCCAUUUCGUUUCCAAAAUUUGAAGCAGUGCAGCUUUCUCUAUAUACAGCUCUGGUUGCAUCUCUUCUUUCCGUAUUUUAGUGAUGAUUAUUUGGAAGUAUUCUCUCUGCUCAGGCAGUGUUCAGUGAAGCUUUACUUUUGCAUAAGAACAGGGAUGUAAAUAAACUUCUUUGAUGUAAAUGUGCUGCUCACGUGGUUGUCAGUGAAGACUAUUCCAAGGAUAUACCAUUAUUGCAGUGGCACCAUGUGCACAUGUUGUGUCCGUUCAACUUUAGGGACCGUCAUUUUGGCAACUUGAAAAUGCCCUUGUUGUGAAAGAAUAAUUUAGUAUGUAUGCGAGGCCUUCAAGUGAGCAUGGUGCCACCACAAUACGCAAGGCAUUCAAGCGGGCAUGGUGCCACCACAGUACGGAAUGCCUUCAAGCGAGCAUGGUGCCACCACAGUACGGAAUGCCUUCAAGUGAGCAUGGUGGCACCACAGUACGCAAGGCCUUCAAGUGAGCAUGGUGCCACCACAGUAUGCAAGGCCUUCAGGUGAGCAUGGUGCCACCACAGAAUGCAAGGCCUUCAAGCGAGCAUGGUGCCACCACAGUAUGCAAGGCCUUCAAGCGAACAUGGUGCCACCACAGUAUGCAAAGCCUUCAAGUGAGCAUGGUGCCACCACAGUAUGCAAAGCCUUCAAGCGAGCAUGGUGCCACCACAGUACGCAAGGCCUUCAAGCGAGCAUGGUGCCACCACA